AUGGGGAAAAGAAUCGUUUUCAACAUUAGUUCUGAGUUCCAGCUGGAAUCGCUUCUUGGGGAAGGGGCGUACGGUGUGGUUUGUUCUGCUAAGCAUAAGCCCAGUGGGGAGACUGUGGCGAUCAAGAAGAUCGAGCCGUUCGAGAAGCCGUUAUUUUCGCUACGCACGUUAAGAGAGAUCAAGUUGUUGAAGCAUUUCCACCAUGAAAACAUAAUAAGCAUUUUUGACGUGCAGAAGCCGUCGUCGUUUGAACAGUUCAACGAAGUGUACAUAAUACAGGAACUGAUGCAGACGGACUUACAUCGGGUGAUAGCGACGCAGGAGUUGAGCGAGGAUCAUGUGCAGUACUUCAUGUAUCAGACGUUGAGGGCGCUUAAGAUGCUGCAUGGAAGCAAUGUGAUUCACAGGGACUUGAAACCGUCGAAUUUGCUGUUGAACAGCAACUGUGACUUGAAAGUGUGUGACUUUGGGCUUGCGCGGAUCGUGGAGGAGGUGACGCCUGACGCGGAUGCGGAUGCAAAUGCAAAUUCAAAUGCCGGGGCCAAUGCCGGUGGGUCGGCGGCAAUCUCUGGUUUAACCGAGUAUGUCGCGACCCGAUGGUACCGAGCACCGGAGGUGAUGCUAACCGCAGCGCAGUACAGCAAGUCGAUGGACAUAUGGUCUUGCGGAUGUAUACUUGCGGAGCUGCUUUCGAAGCAGCCACUUUUUCCGGGAAAAGAUUACCGCGACCAGCUUCUUCUAAUUUUUCGGACUUUAGGUACUCCUUCUGAACAAGAAUUGCAAGAGUUGGUGGAAAACAAGCGGGCGCGGGAUUAUAUCCGCUCGCUACCAAGGCAGCCCAAGAUCAAAUGGAGACGCCAGUUCCCGAAAGCUUCUCUUGCGGCGCUAGAUCUCCUGGACAAGAUGCUACAGUUUGAUCCAAGAAGGAGAAUCACCGCCGCCGAGGCUCUCAAGCACCCAUACCUAGCUUCGUACCACGAUCCAGACGACGAGCCAGAGGGAACCCCAAUUCCUGCUUCCUUUUUCCAAUUCGACCAGUGGAAGUCUCGUCUAAACACAAAGGAUCUCAAGAGGCUCCUCUGGAACGAAAUCGUUUCAUAA
This is a messenger RNA of Kluyveromyces marxianus DMKU3-1042, 1101 nucleotides long. RefSeq names its product mitogen-activated serine/threonine-protein kinase FUS3 (gene FUS3). Gene Ontology annotation, molecular function: MAP kinase activity; ATP binding. Gene Ontology annotation, cellular component: cytoplasm; nucleus. NCBI's taxonomy places the organism in Eukaryota, Fungi, Ascomycota, Saccharomycetes, Saccharomycetales, Saccharomycetaceae. Bases 1 to 1101 code for a protein of 366 amino acids. The transcript has a single exon. Gene Ontology annotation, biological process: intracellular signal transduction; protein phosphorylation. The record is from RefSeq and is a predicted model, not a curated record.